UGGAGCCUGGAUAGAGUGAUGCCUUCAGGUGUGGCAUGUGAUCACAGGCAACUCAGGAUCAGCUCUCCAGCCCCAGAACUUCUGCUGGAACUGCUGUGAGUUGAAAGCUUUCUUCCCACUGAGGGGCAAAGCUUCUAGGUAUCUGAAGAUGUUGAAGACCAUUUCCUGGAACAACAGAGGUAAAUGCCCAGAGGAUGAGAACAUAUAGCCAUUAGAAGAACCUGAAAGUUCGGUGUCACUGAAAGAUGAAGUUCAAUAGAAGGGACAAACUGCAAAGCACAAGCUGGAGAGGUUUAGAGCGAUUGUGGAACGGAAUGACUCGCCGGAGCUGCAGAUUGAAGGUGUAUUUUCAUCUGACUUUGGUGAUUAUGGUUCUAAUCUCUCUGGGAAAAAGCUGAGCUGAAAGGGCUUUAGGCAGGAGGCAGCUGGAGAAAAAGUGCUUAGAAGAUCUGUCUGUAAGCGGGCUAAGGUAGAGCUCUCCGCAUUGAGAGCAGAGACCUAAGACGACCCCACACCGCAAGGAAAGUUUCACCAACAGGUGGUCUCGCUGCUGCGCUCAGAGCCCAGCCCUGUGGACACAGCUCGGGCGCGCGGGAAGCAGGCGAACGACAUUCUCCUAGCGCUCCUGCUCUCAGGAGCCCGGGAACCCUGGACAGAGGCGCAGCCACCUUCCCAGCCUGAGGUGAGACUUUGCUCGCCAUCCACGCAACCACGCAUGCCAGCAACCUGCGCAGAAAGGCCCGUAGGUGGCUCUCCCGGACCUGGAAGCCUCUCCCUCCGCUGCUCAUGUGGGUCGGCUUGAUUCUACCUGGGCCCAACGUGUGCGUGAUAAUCAUGGCAGUGGUUAGCAGCUGCUAAGCUUUUCGUGCGCUUCAGGCGCUGUGCUAUGUGCCUAACGUACCCACUAAAUUCCCUCUGAGAUGAAGUAAUUCGUGCUGCAGAGAUGGAGGAGUGGGGUGAAAGGCCUUCUGGAAAGCCCAGUUCUGUUCUACAUUCCUGUACCCAUUCACCAGAGACCCCCAGUCCCUCCUAGCAAUCCUCAAACCACAUCGGACCGGAUCUCGGGUGUCUGUCGAGAUGAUCCCUCAUUUCUGCCAACCUGGGACCCCCUGAGAGCUUCGCUGUGAACUCCUGCUCCCCGGUGGGCACAGCCUGGCUCUCAGGACCACAGGAUGGAAGGGAAACAGGUGGAGGGAGACUGGCUCGUCCCUGGGACCCUCCCCGUCUGAGUUUAACUGAACUGGAGUGAGGGAGGCAUGGAGCUCCAUGGUUGGAGAAAAAGGAGUGCAAAGACCCGGGCUCUCCAUCCUCAUAGUCCCGCCAAGUCCUGGGGAGGGGGAAAGCAAGGGACAAGACCCGUCCGCCACAUCCCCCCUGGCACCGGACCUGCAAGUGUUCCUCGGGAGGUCCAGGUAGGCGAUAGGGUCCGCGGAGCCCCACAGUAUCUACCUAUCCAGCGCCCCCGCCCGAUCCCCAAGAUUAACUCCGCGUUCAGUGCGUCCCCUCAUCCCGCACCCAGAGAGGCCACGCCACGGAUGCCCUCUCUGCCCAGCCUCACCUGUGCCGGGGAAGGCGCCAAUCACCGGGCCCAGAGCGCCGCACCAGCGGUGACCGCGUCCUCCCAGCUCAUUGAGUCCCUCGCACCCGUGGCCGUUUGUGCCAGGCGGGCCGCGUCCCCUGGGGUCCUCUUGACCGCGGCUCCAGCUCCCGCCGCUGCCCGCGCUGGAGACCUGACAACUUUUCUGAACCGCCGCCUCCAGCUCGCACCCUUCCUGGGCUCCAGGACCCUCCCCUGUGCGCCCCCAUCUACACCGUCGCCGCCCGGAUCCGGAGCCGGAGACGGCCUGGGCGCAGGAGGAGAGAGAGCGCGGGUGGCGGGGAGGGGAAAUCGCUCCAGGGCUGCUGCUGGCGGCGCCGGGGACGGGGAGGAGAUGGGGCCGCUCUCACCCGGGGCUGGAACUGCCUGUCCGCGUGGACCCGCUCCUCUGGCGCGGAAACUCCGAGUCUGCAGACUCCCGCAGUCCUGGAGACUUCUGCCGGGAACCCGGGACACCAAGAGGGGCCCAGCCCUCCCCCACCUCCCUCCUGACCGUCUCUCCGGGCAGGAGGUCUGCGCUCCUCUUCCUCUCACAAUUGCGGGUCACAUUUGCGGAUGCCAGGAGAGCUCAUGCCUUGGGAAAUUAAAAAUCCCAUCCAGUUGAUUCGGAACCACCUUCCAGAUACACUGAGAGGAAAAAGAGCAGCGUGCACGACCGUGUGAACAAGGGAUGUACACGUGUUUGUAUACAUGGACGUGUACCUGCAUGUAUAAAUGUGUAGGGGAAAACACUCAAACAUGCGGAAACACACCAGAGAAAGGGUAAUCGCUCACUAUUCACCCUUAUUGACUCAUUGAGUUUUUAACACCGUAAGCCUGUGCUAACUAUUAAGGUGAAAAUUCCUCCUUUUCCCCACAGAAUUGUCCCUGCAACAGCAGGUUUUUAGUUGGUUUGGUUUGGGCUUUGCACCAUGGGGCAGGAGAAAUCCAAACUUUCGGUCUGCCCCUAGCCUUUCCCGCUGAUUUGCACCCUGUGCGCUCUACUUUCAUGGAAGUUGCCACUGUCACGGCCCAACCAGAAGAUUCCUGUUCUGGCUUGAUCUGCAGGGGGUGUGAGUCGGAGUCUGAUCCCUCUCCCAACCCUGCUUCCAGUGAAUGAACAGCAUUCAGACACCAGCCUCGUCCCCUCCCCAGUCCCCAGGGCAGCACCCUCUGUGUCUGCAGACCCUGGAGGCAAGGCCCAGUCCCCCACACACACCUAGGGCUGGCUCCGUGCAACCUCAGAAAGGAAGCCUGCUUGCCCACAGUGUCACAGCAGUCUCCUUCAGUGGAGCAUCGCAGGGUGUCCUGAGCCAGGAAGGCAUUUCAAAAGAAAAUAGAAUAAAGAAAAACUCCUGUGAUUAAAUGACAAAGAAAGAGAUAGAUGCUAGCAAUGAAGAAUCCAUUUUUGUCUCCAAAAUUGGGCUCAACAGGGCUGAGAGAGGAGGGGUGGGCUCGGACAACCCACUCAUCCUGGGAGUAUGUCCCUGAUACAGCAUAUUGGAGAGUUCUCCUCCCAGGAUGAGCUUGAAGCCAGCUCACUGGUUUUCUAAGUUAGUUCCAUUUGCCUGCAGUGGGGAGAAGGCAGCUGUGGUAACAUCUCAGCCAGGCCAGGGUGGGAUAGGAAUAACACUGGGGAGUCACAGGGUGGAAAACCCUAAACAACACCUGAAACAAGAACUGCACAAAGAAACACAGGAUGACUGAAAACCCAAAAUAUGGAACAAAACCAGCCAAAACCCAGUCAGGGUGACAGGCCUACGACUCUUCCGGGCGAACCCAAUUAAGGGAGAAAGGGGGCAUUCUUGGGGAGUCCCUGAAAUCUCCUCUGUAUUAGUCUGAUCUCAUACUGCUAAUAAAGACAUUCCUGAAGCUGGGAAAUUUAUAAAGGAAAGAU
Messenger RNA from Macaca mulatta (Rhesus monkey), 3473 nucleotides. NCBI's taxonomy places the organism in Eukaryota, Metazoa, Chordata, Mammalia, Primates, Cercopithecidae. The record is from RefSeq and is a predicted model, not a curated record.